CUCGACUCCUCAUCGAGAGGAGGCUUUUGCAAUUUGAUACAAUUAUUUCAAAGAAACUUGGGAUGCUUGGGAUGAGCUUACAGCGUCACAAAAAGGGGAUGAAAAUGUCUUGUCGUAAUGAGAUGACGGAGCAUAUUCCAUAUAUUCCACCACUGGCGCUCCACUGCUUCUCGGUGGACAUCACGGGUGCGCGCCACCACUUCGGUCUUCCAUCCUUCCACCUGGAGCCAGCGUACCUCGAGCGUGCCCGCUCCAAGUUCCCAUACGGAGGUCUGCACUAUUACUCGUGUCCCGGUCCGGUGAGCAGGUGUGAACAUUCGCUGGAGCCGGCGUUUAUUCACAAGAGGAACGAGAGGGAGCGCCACCGGGUGCGCUGCGUCAACGAGGGUUACGCGCGCCUCCGGGAGCGCCUGCCGAGGGAAUUCGACGACAAGAGGCUAAGUAAAGUGGAGACGCUGCGGGCCGCCAUCGACUAUAUCAAACAUCUGCAGGAACUUUUGGACCUUAACGUUGCUGGGAUGUCACUGGAAGCUGCUCACAAACGGCCCAAAUGCCAGUGA
This is a messenger RNA of Syngnathus acus (greater pipefish), 560 nucleotides long. RefSeq names its product achaete-scute homolog 4. The record is from RefSeq and is a predicted model, not a curated record. Gene Ontology annotation, biological process: regulation of transcription by RNA polymerase II; developmental process. The coding region runs from base 63 to 560 and encodes 165 amino acids. Lineage: Eukaryota; Metazoa; Chordata; Actinopteri; Syngnathiformes; Syngnathidae. Gene Ontology annotation, molecular function: DNA-binding transcription factor activity, RNA polymerase II-specific; protein dimerization activity; RNA polymerase II transcription regulatory region sequence-specific DNA binding. The transcript is spliced from 2 exons.